ACCCAGCUGGUUAAAAAACCCAGAUCGCACCGGUAUCCACCCGUCGCCGAUACACAAUGAGACGAGCAGUUUCCUCCCUGCCUCUGCGGCGACAAAUCAUCGCCUCCCGAACCUUCCAUGCCUCGUCAACGUUGAGAGAAGGAAACCCUAGAUCUCCCUUGAAGGUCUUCAUGGAGACGUUCAAGAGCGAGCUGCAGAAGUCGAAUGAGUUGCAGGAGAAAGUGAAGGCUUUGUCAGAUGAGACUGGGAAGGUUGCUGAUAGUGAGUCGUUCUCGCGGGCGAAGGAUGCGUUCACCAAAGCGAAGGAGAGGGCGGAUGCCGUUUCUGCAUUCGGUGGAAAGCAUGUUCAGAAGGCCGCUGAGGUUGUCGGUACUGGAGCCAAAGCUGCUUGGGAGGCGCCGUUAGUGAAGGGUACCAGGAAGGUCGUAACGACUUCUGCCAGCGCUGUCGCAAGUGGUCUCGACACCGCCACUAAGCCUAUUCGUGAGUCGGAGGCCUACAAGAAGGUUUCGUCGAGUGUUGCGGAGACUAUCGAUGAUGGUCGGUCGUCUGCUUACGGAGGUUACAUCGAGAAGGAGGAGAGAAGAAAGAGGCGUGAGGCACGAGAAGCGGGUAAGCACUACGUUACCCCGAACGCCGAUGCGGGAGAGGCUUUGGUUCUCCACAAGGACAGCCAGUUGAAGGAGGCAUGGAAGAAGUGGAAGGAGGAUUCUGCGGCUGCGCAAGCUCUUAACCGUGUCCGUCAUGCCGUGAACGAGUCUGAGAACCCUAUGGUUGAGAGAUUCCGUGAUAUGGCCGAGCGUGUGUCGGAUACCUGGUCUGGAUGGUUCGCCGAGACUGAGAGUGCUCAGGUUGUUCGUAUGUUCAAGGAGAUUGAUCCUACUUUCUCUAUGGAGCCUUUCCUUCAGGAACUCCGUGAGUUCAUUCUCCCUGAGGUUGUGGAGGCUUACGUCAAGGGCGAUGGUCAGGUUUUGAAGCAGUGGCUCGGCGAGGCGCCGUUCUCCGUCUGGUCAUCCAUCAACAAGCAGUACGUCGAGCAAGGUGUUAUCUCGGACGGUAAGGUCCUCGACAUCCGUGGUGUCGACAUCGCUCAGUCCAAGAUUCUGCCACCAAAUGACAUCCCCGUUUUCGUUGUCAGCUUCAGGUGUCAGGAGGUGCAUCUGUACAGAAACAUGAAGACCGGAGAGUUGGUUGCUGGAUCUGAGGACGCUAUCCAGUUGGUGCCCUACGUUGCUGUGAUCACCAGGAUCCCUGACGAGGUCACCAACCCUGAGACGAGAGGAUGGAGAAUCGCCGAUUUCGCUCGUGGUGCUGCUCGUGACUACACAUAAGCGGCGAAGACGCGAGGCAUUGGGAGGCGAGGC
This is a messenger RNA of Saitoella complicata NRRL Y-17804, 1364 nucleotides long. Its product is annotated as mitochondrial import inner membrane translocase subunit tim44. The record is from RefSeq and is a predicted model, not a curated record. Gene Ontology annotation, cellular component: mitochondrial inner membrane. The transcript has a single exon. Gene Ontology annotation, biological process: protein import into mitochondrial matrix. Lineage: Eukaryota; Fungi; Ascomycota; Saitoellomycetes; Saitoellales; Saitoellaceae. Gene Ontology annotation, molecular function: protein-folding chaperone binding. The coding region runs from base 57 to 1331 and encodes 424 amino acids.